GCAGGGACGACGAGCUUCAGAGCAAGAUUUUGGGGCUGAGAAAACCGGUUUGGAGCGCGACCACCGUGAUUCAGAAUUGGUGGUCGACGGAGGUCGCAAGGUCUGCGUUUUCGAACUCCGCGGCGUCUCCGUUCAGCUCUUGAAGUCUAAACGCUUCGGCCACGCUCUCAAGGUGCUAACAUGGAUGGAAACCCAAAACGAUUUUCGAACGUUGCCAGGUGAUCAUGCAAUGAGGUUGCAGUCGACCAUAAAUGUGAAUGGUAUGUUGGAAGCUGAAGAGUAUUUUGAGCAACUUAGCACUGCUUCAAAAAAAGCUGCUUGUCUCCCUCUUCUUUGUGGUUAUGUUGUGGAGAGGGACACAGAGAAAGCUGAGGCACUAAUGCUGAAGCUUGGCGGGUUGGGGCUCAUUGUGAACCCUAACCCGUAUAAUGAGAUGAUGAACCUGUAUAUGUCCACAUCUGAAUUUGGGAAUGUGCCCCUUGUUGUACAGCAGAUGAAGAAAAACAAGAUCCCCUUAACUGUUUUAUCCUAUAACCUUUGGAUGAAUGCGAAUGCCAAGCUAUCCGGGUUUGGUUUGGUGGAGAUGGUUUAUAAAGAAAUGUUGAAUGAUAAGAAUGUUGAGGUUGGAUGGAGAACUUUGUCUACUUUAGCUUGGCGAAGUUAGGUGAUAUUGUAGAAGCCGAGAGGAUUUUUAUGGAGUGGGAAUCCAAUUGCUUUAGGUAUGAUAUUCGAGUCUCCAGUGUCCUUGGAAGCAUAUGUGGAAUGGAAUGACUGCGAAUGCUGAGGCCUUGCAUCUGCACACAUUGGAGAAAGGCGGUUAACCAAAUUAUAAGACAUGGGAGAUCCUUAUGUAAGAAAGGUUGAAAAGCAACAUGGACAAAGCCAUUGAAGCGAUGAAAAAAGGGUUUAGUGUGUUGCAAGAUUGUCAUUGGAGGCCAUCGGAUGAUACUGUAAUCGCCUUUGCUGAUUAUUUCGAAAAGCAUAGGAACAUUGAGGAUACAAAUUGGUAUAUUGGAGUUAUCCAUUUAUUUGGGUUUGCAAGUUUGACAUUAUACAAAUCACUGCUUAGAAUGCGCCUUUCUGCUCAGAGAUCAGCCUCUGACAUCCUGAAGAUGAUGGAGGAGGACAAAGUCGAGAUAGAUGAAGAUACUUAUGCCCUGGUUCAAGCCUUCAAGAACUAAGGAAGCUUUGUGGCUAUACUACACCAGAAUGUGGAAGUGUGCAGGCUAACAGUUUAACGACUUAUACAAGGGGCAACAAUGCAUCAAAUCUUAGGAUGGGGAUUUCGAAUGCUUAUAAACAAGGUCAGAGUACGCAGUGCAACUUAGAGUGGAAUGAACUUGAGAAAUUGAGUCGCAUCUACGCUGAUUGGAUUGAAGAUAUGCCACUUCUACAUGACUCAUCAAGAAAAGUGGAGUGCUACUCGAGUUUAGUAUGACAUGUGUAAGGGAAUAGAUUAGUUCUCUAUAGAUAUACGAAGCUUCUUGUAAUUUCCUCUAACACCUUCCUUUUGUUAAGUGAGUGUGGGAUUGACUUCGAUUGUGACCCGUAGCCUAGUAAAGAGGAGAUGCUUCAUACCCAAGAGCCUACAACGCCAGAUUUUAAAUAUCUUGAUUUUCCGUAUCUCUGUUGUGUAGGGAUUUUAGCUGUUAUCUUCCGAAUUUUAUGCACAUUGUUAUUGUAAAGACAUAUUUUCAGUUUACAAGAUACGGUGUGGCACUCACAUGAAUGCAACUAGCAAAAAUUAGUUUGGCUAGUGUGAACUAUGUCAAAUCUUA
Messenger RNA from Malus domestica (apple), 1778 nucleotides. Its product is annotated as pentatricopeptide repeat-containing protein At5g27460-like. Gene Ontology annotation, cellular component: mitochondrion. Gene Ontology annotation, molecular function: protein binding. Lineage: Eukaryota; Viridiplantae; Streptophyta; Magnoliopsida; Rosales; Rosaceae. The record is from RefSeq and is a predicted model, not a curated record.